CACUCGGGGUGGGAUGGGAGGGGAAAGUGCUAUAAAUGUGCUGCAGGAAAGCACAGCGAGCACCCAUCUGAGACCAAGUGUCACCCUCAGACACGCCAUCGCUCUUUCACCUCUUCCGGAUACUCAUCAUGGAUAUUCCCAUUCAGUACCCCUGGUACCGCCGGGCCUUCCCAUAUCGACGUCCCGACGUGUCCUUCAUCGAGUCUCUCGCUGACUGGCCUCUCAUCUGGCCUUUCCCAUGGUCCUUUGCUUGGAUGCGCCCCAGUUUCAUGCGCUGGUUAAACUGGCCUGAAAAUGGACACAGUGAGAUGUACGCGGAAAAGGAUCGCUAUGUGAUUUAUCUGGAUGUGAAGCAUUUCUCACCGGAUGAGCUCAGCGUCAACGUCGGCGACGAGUUCAUCACAAUACACGCCAAGCACGAAGACAGACAGGACGACCACGGCUACGUGUCCAGGGAGUUUCUGCGGAAGUACAGGCUUCCCACCGGAGUGUCGUGCGCUGAUAUCACCUCCAGCUUGUCGUUCGACGGCGUGCUGACAAUCACCGCGCCCAGGUCUUCACCCGGCCCCGAGCGCAACAUCCCAAUAUCCUGUGAGGAUGGAGCAGCCAAGCAGAAAAUGUAGAGCGGAGUCGGGGUGCCUUUGACGCAGUUUCACUACUAAUCCUCACUACUAAAUUCCGCACGUGUUUGUAUUUAACCUGUUUUGUGGGCAGUUGAGUGCACGUAUAGGUGGGUCAGCCGUGUCGAGAUUCCUGCAACGAGCCUUCUAAUAAACCAGUUUCUAACUUACUACUAUCGUCGCAUGCCUGCAAGACAACUGUGCUUUAAACCACAGAUUGAUAUGGAAAGCCGGGAGUUUUGGUUGGAGUACAAUUUUCCUUUCAGAAAUCAUGGACAAACCAAAAAACCUGCGCCACCUUGAAUGUAAAAGUGCUCUUAUUUUGAAUUUGCCUUCAAAGUUUCAAACAGUCACUUAGAUGGGAGACAAAGCUUCUACGCCAAAAGGUGAUUGUAGCGGUGCUUGGAUGAGUGCGAGUCUGUUACCUUUGUAUGUGUUGAACGCGGGACCAGGUCUGUGCUCUGCUGAGAGGGAGGGGGGGGAGAAAUGGGUUGAAGGAGUUUUGGAUGGAGGAGGAAAUACGGUCAUCCUUUUCCACAGGGAAGCAGGGUUUUACUCGAGUGUUAGGGAUAACUUGUAUUUAUGUAUGUGUAUGAUGCGAGUGUGUGGUCAAUGCCAAAAGAGAGUGAGAAUGUGCUCAAUGAUGAUCCCUAUCAUUCUUUGCAAAUGCUAAAUCUCCCCUGGUGUAUUAACAGAGAAUACAUAGAAUAAAUGUUGGGAAAAAAAAAAUUGUCUGCGUUUGCAUUGGUCAAGUUUCUCUUCUUGGUGGCAUAUUACAAUGAAGUUGGAAUUUCCGAGAGGACGGAGCCAUAAAAGUCAGUGACGCAAAAGUACAGACACAAACUACAGCAGAUUUUAAGGGUGAUUUUACAAAGUGAUGUUUAUUCUCUUUCAUCUUGAAACAAUAUCCACUGAUGCAUUGGUUGCAGAGAUUAAAACUUUAACCAGCAAUACUUUUUUUUUUUUUUUUUUU
Molecule: messenger RNA, 1593 nt
Organism: Hippocampus comes (tiger tail seahorse)
Lineage: Eukaryota; Metazoa; Chordata; Actinopteri; Syngnathiformes; Syngnathidae
Product: alpha-crystallin B chain-like
Exons: 3
Coding region: 129-623 (164 amino acids)
Biological process (GO): protein refolding; response to heat; negative regulation of apoptotic process
Cellular component (GO): nucleus; cytoplasm
Source: RefSeq, a predicted model, not a curated record